AUGGUGCUUUCUGUGAUAGCAACAAAAUCCAUCAAAAGACAGAGAUCAGAAAUAAGAAACCAUACAGGAAUAACAAUAUUCAUUUUUCGAGGCUUGACAGAUGACCCACAGCUACAAGUUCUGCUUUUUAUCUUUUUGUUUCUGACCUACAUGCUGAGUGUAACUGGAAACUUGACCAUCAUCACCCUGACUUUGGCGGAUCCCCACCUUAAAACUCCCGUGUAUCUUUUCCUUAGAAAUUAUUCCUUCUUAGAAUUGUCAUUCACAACUGUCUAUAUUCCCAGAUUCCUGUACAACAUGUCAAUUGGAGACUAUACUGUGACCUAUAAAGCAUGUUUCACUCAAUUAUUUUUUGGUGUCCUCUUUGGGGCCUCAGAAUUUUUUCUCUUGGCUGUCAUGUCUUAUGACCGCUAUGUAGCCAUUUGCAAACCUCUGCACUAUGCAGCCAUCAUAAACAACAGAGUCUGUAACCAGCUCAUCCUGGGUUGUUGGUUGUCUGGGUUGAUGAUCAUUGUUCCAAUACUUGGAGGGGGUCUUGAGCUAGAAUUGACUGACCAUUUUGCCUGUGAUGUGUCACCAUUGCUAAAGAUCACAUGCUCUGAUACACAGUUCCUAGAAAGAAUAAUUCUAACAUGUGCUGUGUUGACACUCAUCAUCACCUUAGUGUUAGUGGUUCUAUCCUAUGUCUAUAUUGUCAAGACUAUUCUGAGAUUUCCCUCUACCCAGCAAAGAAAAAAAGCCUUUUCCACUUGUUCCUCCCACAUGAUUGUUGUCUCCAUGACUUAUGACAGCUACAUCUUUAUUUAUAUCAAACCUUCUGAAAAAGAAGGGGUGGCUUUGAAUAAGGUGAUGACAGUACUUGCAACCUCAGUGGCCCCAGUAAUGAACGCCCUGAGGAAUAAACAAGUGUUACAAGCUUUUAGAGGCACGUUCAAAAGAAUUGCACUGAUUUCAAAGCUAUGA
Molecule: messenger RNA, 963 nt
Organism: Vombatus ursinus (common wombat)
Lineage: Eukaryota; Metazoa; Chordata; Mammalia; Diprotodontia; Vombatidae
Product: olfactory receptor 6C2-like
Biological process (GO): G protein-coupled receptor signaling pathway
Cellular component (GO): membrane
Molecular function (GO): olfactory receptor activity; G protein-coupled receptor activity
Source: RefSeq, a predicted model, not a curated record